This is a messenger RNA of Eurytemora carolleeae, 1222 nucleotides long. Its product is annotated as octopamine receptor beta-2R. Gene Ontology annotation, cellular component: membrane. Gene Ontology annotation, biological process: adenylate cyclase-activating adrenergic receptor signaling pathway. Lineage: Eukaryota; Metazoa; Arthropoda; Copepoda; Calanoida; Temoridae. Gene Ontology annotation, molecular function: G protein-coupled receptor activity. The coding region runs from base 11 to 970 and encodes 319 amino acids. The transcript is spliced from 8 exons. The record is from RefSeq and is a predicted model, not a curated record.
AACCUUCGUGAUGAUUCCCAGCGCUGUUGAUGAAUUAAUUGGUAGAUGGCCUCUUGGAUUCUUCUGGUGCCAGGUUUACAACGCUGUGGAUGUCACGUUCUGUACAAUCUCUAUUCUACAUCUGUGCGCUGUCAGUAUUGACAGAUUCUACGCAAUUGUCAAGGAACCUCUUCUAUAUCAGACUCGAAUGACUGUCUGGAGGAGCGGGAUCCUAAUCCUCACCUCCUGGUUUAGCGGAAUCUUUAUCGGCUUUAUCUUUAUAUUCUGCGGGGUUCAUUAUACAGAUCCAAAUACAGGGAUGUCACUGAGUAGUCCUGAGGAAUGCAGUUUUAAGGUCAACAAAAUUUACAGCGUAGUCUCAGCAGGACUAUCUUUCUGGAUUCCGGCAGGGGUCAUGGUGUACGUGUACAUCAGAGUGUAUAUGGAGGCUCUGAAGUUGGAACUAAUGAACCCAACCCUGUACCAGACUAUCAGUUUACCUAGUCACGAGCUAGUUGAGGAAUCCCAGGAAGAGCCAGGUGCCACAACCUGCAGUGUGAUACUCAAUACUGAGAGUUCCUUGUUAACUCUAGACGAAGAUGUCAGUUCUCGUCCAGGUGUCAGUCAUAUGAUACUGGACCGUGAGUCCUCUCUGCUAGCUCAGGCUCAACGCCGUAAGCGAGAUCGGUUUAAAGAGGCGAAGGCAGCUAUCAGCUUGAGUUUUAUUAUGGGUGGUUUUCUAGUGUGCUGGAUGCCAUUCUUCAUCUGGAUGCCCGUUGUUCAUAUUCUGGAUAUCCAGACCCCGCACAACCUUUAUCUGUUUGUGAUUUGGUUGGGCUACUCUAACUCUGCUCUCAACCCUCUUAUCUACGGUCUCCAUCAUCAUGAUUUCAAGGCUGUGUUUAAAGGGUAUUUGCUGCGGUUGAUGAGAAAAAGCUUUUGCCAACUGAGUAGAAACAACAGCAGAACUGCUGAAUCUGGAUCGGACUAAUUGUAGGCUCAUUUGAGCACUUAGCAGAAUAAAAAGCAGAAAUCAGGAAUCUGGUGUAGCUUGUAAAAAGCUGUUGCCAUAUGAUUAGAGAAAGCAGCAAAAAUCAGGAAUCUGGUUCUAACUAUUAAAAAGCUGUUGCCAAAUGAUUAGAGACAGCAACAAAAAUCAGGAAUCUGGUUCUAACUAGUAAAAAAAUGUUGCCAAAUGAUUAGAGACAGCAACAAAAAUCAGGAAUCUGGUUCUAACUAGUAA